UUUGUUGUUGUUGAUGAGCGUUUGUUUAUAAAUUGUUUUUGUUGACCAAUUUAUUCACCAAAAUAUUUUCGAAAAGUUAUCAAAAACUAAUAUUUAGAAAUUAUGAACAAUAUAGAAAUAUCGGGCGUUUGUCGCUGCUGUCUGUCCCAGCCAAUUACUUUAAACAAUUUGUUCUCAUCCUGUGACAACAUGGUCAUAGCGGAAGCAAUUGAAAACAUUUGUGGAAUUGAUAUAAAUCCAGACAGCUGUCUUCCUGAUCAAAUCUGUGAUGACUGUCUUGGAUGUUUGAAAAUCAGCUACAGUCUUCGAAUAAGAACUCGACAAAGUGACAAAACGCUUCAUGGCAUCCUAGAAGGCAGCAUCAUAGCAAAAGAAUAUUCUUCUGAAGUUGACGAAACAGAACCAAAUUAUUGUGAAUCCAUUCCACCUGACAUAGAUUCCUCCCAUAGCCACGACGACGAUGACGAAGAGACCAAUGGGAUUGCUGUCGAAGAUCUUCCUAUCACUUAUGAAGUCGAACCUGUCCAUUCCUCCGGAGCGGGUUCCCAGUGUCCUUAUUGUCAAAAGAAUUUUAACCACUUGAAAAAUCUACGCACUCACAUGCGACGACAUUUUGCUGAAGGCAAAUUAACCUGUUUCCACUGCCCCAACAGAUAUCACACAAAGUUCGACUUGCAACGUCACAUGAGCAAGAUGCAUUCCGAUGGAUUUUCAUAUAAGUGUGAUCUGUGUGAUAAGGAAUUUCCCACUAAACCAGAAUGCAAUAGACACGUUAGGUCACAUGAUGAAAACAAACAUUUUAAAUGUCCUGUGUGUGGCAUGGAGUUUAAAUGGAAGCACAAUGCUCAACAACACAUAAAUGCACACGAAGGUAAAAAGCCAUUCUUUUGUGAUGUAUGUGGGAAAGGAUUUGCAUUUGCCUGCAAGUUAAAGUAUCACAAUAAAGCCAAAUGUAAACCAUCAGUUCUUAUAAGUGUCCCGAAAGAAGAGAUAUUUUGAAAAAUAGAAAAUAACAUAUUAAAAUAAAAUAAGUCUACACUGUU
Eupeodes corollae is the source of this 1043-nucleotide messenger RNA. Its product is annotated as zinc finger and BTB domain-containing protein 14-like. The coding region runs from base 103 to 999 and encodes 298 amino acids. NCBI's taxonomy places the organism in Eukaryota, Metazoa, Arthropoda, Insecta, Diptera, Syrphidae. Gene Ontology annotation, cellular component: nucleus. The transcript is spliced from 2 exons. Gene Ontology annotation, molecular function: zinc ion binding. The record is from RefSeq and is a predicted model, not a curated record.